UCAACUUCGAUUUUAAUGAGUGUUUAUCGGCGUUGCGAGACUCCAGGAGCAAUAAAAGAUUCUCUGACAUCAAAACCAGUGAUCCAGUUUCAAGGAAGCCAAGGGCACAUCGCGAUUCCGAGGCCCGAUCGCCCCGAGGAAAUGCGGUCUUUCUCGUUUUAUCUUUCCAAUAUCGGCAAGGACAGCCCGCAGGGCAGUUUUGACUGCAUCCAGCAGUAUGUAUCUAGCGACGGCAAUAUCCAGUUGGAUUGCCUGGGAAGCAUACAGGAUAAGAUCACCGUGUGUGCUACUGACGAUUCCUACCAGAAGGCAAGGCAAAGCAUGGCACAGGCAGAGGAGGAGACUCGCAGCCGGAGCGCUAUCGUCAUUAAACCUGGGGGGAGAUACGUAGGCAAAAAGGUUCAGGUGCGUAAACCUGCUCCAGGAGCUUCCGACGCCGUUCCCUCCAGGAAGCACCCGACGCCGGUCAACCUUGCCAGUGCAAUAAAGAGAGGCAAUAGUGCGAUUUCCCAGAGACCCUUCAAAGACAGGGUUGUGCACUUACUGGCACUAAAGCCUUAUAAGAAACCUGAACUUAUUCUCAGAUUGCAGAAGGACGGACUUGCUCAGCAGGACAAGGAUUUGCUGGACAACCUCCUGCAACAGGUGGCAAAUCUGAGUGCCAAGGACAGCACUUUCACGCUGAAAGAUUGCGUCUACAAAGAAGUGCAGAAGGACUGGCCUGGCUACUCGGAGGGAGACCAGCAGCUGCUGAAGAGGAUACUUGUUCGGAAACUCUGUCAGCCGCAGAACAGCAGUGGCUUUCAGGGAGAAGCGCCUUCCCUGAGCCCGCCCAAGGACAACGUGAACUCCAGCUCUCCUCCGCAGAAACGAUCCCAGCCCCUGGAGUUUAUCGAUCCCCUGGCCAACAAGAAGCCCAGGAUCUCGCACCUGGCUCACAGGGCUCAGCCCAACUUCAACGGGAAGCUCAACUCCGCCAACGGCAAGGACGCCCCCGCCGCGCCGCUGCCGCCGGCGCUCCCGGAGUCGGUGAGCUCCAGCUCCAGCCUGCCCGUGCUGGAGCUGCCCAGGCCUCACGAUCCCCUCGCGGACGUCAGCAACGACCUGGCUCACAACGGCAGAGACUGUGAGACCGCGGAGCAGGCCGACAGACUGACUCACCCCUUGCCGACAGACUGUCCCCAGACGAGCAAGCUCAAUUGCAGCUCGUACCUCAAAAUUAAGAAAAAAUCCAAAAAGCACAAAGACAAGGAAAAGGAGAGGAAGGAGAAGAAGGGCGAAGAGAAGUGCAAAGAGGAGAAGCAGGACUGUGAAGUAAUAAAAAAUGCUGACUUAGUUAGUGUGCCGCAGGAAGUCACAGGUUUAAAUGGAACAUGCAAUAACUCUAGCGUACCAACAUCAACUUCGGAAAUGCCAGAUUAUUUAUUAAAAUACGCAGCCAUUUCCUCUUCGGAGCAGCGUCAGAGUUACAAAAACGACUUCAACGCGGAGUACAACGAGUACAGAGACCUGCACGCUCGGAUAGAGAGGAUAACCCGGCGGUUUACGCAGUUAGACUCCAAGCUGAAGCAACUUUUGCAGGGCUCUGAGGAAUACAAGACCAUCCAUGAUCAAAUAUUACAGGAAUACCGGAAAAUUAAAAAGACUAACCCCAAUUACAGCCAAGAGAAGAACCGCUGCGAAUACCUCCACAACAAACUGGCUCACAUCAAAAAACUGAUAGCAGAGUAUGACCAACAGCAGUUCUAGCUGGCGCUGACCUGGACUGGGUAGGGCAAAAGUCACCUGGACGUUACGUUCCCUUUUAUACAACUAGAUUCCUUUCAGAGACGAGCAUUAAAUUCUUCGUGGUGGAAGAACUUGGGGAUUACUUACAGUGGCGAGUCUCUCGUGUCCGCGCCUGAGCCAGGUAGCGCGCCGGCGCCUGGCACGGUCCUCUCGAGUUGUAGCCUCUCUGAAUGUCGGGAUGUAACAAAGGCAACUCUGCUUGUUUGAAGCCAGCGAUUGACACUUAAGGGAAAAAAAAAAAAAACAACUUGCCUAAAGUGACCGAAGCUCCCAAAGGUUAAGAAUCAGUAGUUUUCAUGGAUUAAAAGUUUGGCAUGAAGUGUAAUUACCCCUGGCCCAGGUCCGUUGGGUUACAAAUUGUCCUUCAAAUGGUGAGGAACUGGAAUGCUGCUAGGUUACCUCCUUCUCUGGCACCUGCGACUGUUCAUAUGCAAGCUGUCUGCUCUCCAUGGCACCGUGUUAAAUACGCCAAGUCCCCAGAGCUCUCGUUGUUCGUUCCUGCUUCUGUCAUCUCCGGUGUGUGCUCUCUUUGAGGUGGUUGUGUCAGUAGGAGGGGAACAGCCCCGGGGGUCUGCACCGGGCACCCCGUGCAGAUGCGGAUCCUUCCUCUCAAAGUCUCGGCCCACGCGUGCGUUGAGAUCCAGCGGGCGUAGACCUGGCAGCACGCGCGGUCUGCCUGCGUUACCCCUCACGUACCAGGGCCGGGAAGACUGAGCCCCAUCCAUCUUUGACUUUUAUAACUUUCUACCAAGGCAGCCAAUUUUCUUAAUUGCUUAAUGAGACUGAGGUCUAUUUUUGUAUAACAAAAAAAAAA
Messenger RNA from Oxyura jamaicensis (ruddy duck), 2602 nucleotides. It is a transcript of the gene ELL, whose product is annotated as elongation factor for RNA polymerase II. The transcript has 12 exons. The coding region runs from base 16 to 1749 and encodes 577 amino acids. Gene Ontology annotation, cellular component: transcription elongation factor complex. Gene Ontology annotation, molecular function: cis-regulatory region sequence-specific DNA binding. Lineage: Eukaryota; Metazoa; Chordata; Aves; Anseriformes; Anatidae. The record is from RefSeq and is a predicted model, not a curated record. Gene Ontology annotation, biological process: snRNA transcription by RNA polymerase II; positive regulation of transcription elongation by RNA polymerase II; transcription elongation by RNA polymerase II.